Molecule: messenger RNA, 681 nt
Organism: Gryllus bimaculatus (two-spotted cricket)
Lineage: Eukaryota; Metazoa; Arthropoda; Insecta; Orthoptera; Gryllidae
Source: the annotation of a GenBank genome assembly
AUGCGCCGGCACGUGAACGGGGCGUUAGGAGAGGCAAGGCAACGCCUCACCUCCUCGCUCGAAGACCCGGGUUCGAGGCGGGUCGAGAGUGUUAUUGGCGGAGCGACCUCUACUAGAAGCGACCUCGUUCCAGCUCAGGAGGCGCGCGUGCUCGCGGUGAUCAAUAAGCGCUGGACGGAAGACGCUGGACGGAAGACGUUGGACGGAAGACACUGGACGGAAGACGCUGGACGGAAGACGCUGGACGGAAGACGCUGGACGGAAGACGCUGGACGGAAGACGCUGGACGGUAGACGCUGGACGGAAGACGCUGGACGGAAGACGCUGGACGGAAGACGUUGGACGGAAGACGUUGGACGGAAGACACUGGACGGAAGACGCUCGGCGUCGCUACGCUUGGAGAGAACGCGUAGAGUGGGUCCGGCCCCAAAGCCAGUCAGUGCCUUGCUUGAUCACCCCCUGCCUCCGCAGUUCCCCUUCAGAGGCCUCUGCCCCGGCAUCGCCCUCCGUCCCUUCCACGCCGAGGACGCGCGUGAAAGCCUCGCGCCGCGCCGGGGCGGGCGCACGUGGCGCGAUGUACCUCGCCGCCCGCUCGCCGGCACGCGGCCUCAUCCGGGCUCGCGCCGCGGAAGGGCGGAACGAACUGCAAACGCCCGGCCUGUGCCGGGCGCCGGGCCGUAA